AUGGCCAUGGUCGAGAAGAUAGACCUGGCGCAAGCCAUGGCCCUGGGGUCCGACUGGCGCCAUCUUUGUCAUGUGAUGUUGUACGCGCCCAAUCCAGAGAAGCUCUUCGAUGGCCACAUUAAGCUUCGCUAUGCUGUGCUGAUGUGCAUGCGCUUUGAUGGGCGACUGGGCUUCCCUGGAGGUUUUGUGGAUGAUGACAGCCCCAACCUGGAGUACGGGCUAAACAGGGAACUGCUGAAGAAGCUGGGCGAUGGUGUGUCCACUUUCACCGUGGAGUCCAGCGACUACCGAAACUCCCUCGCCGAUACCAAAUCGAAAGUGGCAAUCCACUUCUAUGUCAAGUGUCUGUCACUAGAGCAGAUCCAGACCGUGGAAGCCAGGGCACCACUUUCCAAGGACUUUGGGCUAGAGAUCUUUGGCCUGGUGCGAGUGCCCCUGUAUAUCUUGCAAGAUGGUAUGGGAGGCCUGCCUACAUUCCUCGAGAAUUCCUUUAUUGGUACCAGCAGGCAGCAGCUACUGGACGCCCUCCAGGACUUGAGAAUUCUGACUCCUGAAAUUGUCUCAAACAUCAAGGCGCGAAUUGCUCGACACAAGCAGAAAUUAGCGUUUAGUGGGGCCUAA
Messenger RNA from Psammomys obesus (fat sand rat), 621 nucleotides. Its product is annotated as U8 snoRNA-decapping enzyme-like. Gene Ontology annotation, biological process: sno(s)RNA catabolic process; mRNA catabolic process. Gene Ontology annotation, molecular function: snoRNA binding; phosphodiesterase decapping endonuclease activity. The record is from RefSeq and is a predicted model, not a curated record. Gene Ontology annotation, cellular component: nucleus. NCBI's taxonomy places the organism in Eukaryota, Metazoa, Chordata, Mammalia, Rodentia, Muridae. The transcript is spliced from 3 exons. The coding region runs from base 1 to 621 and encodes 206 amino acids.